UUAAAGGCGUGUGCCACCAACGCCUUUCAGCUCAUCCACACUGUUUCUAAAGGUACUUUAUCAUGGCACUUGAGUUAGUGUGACACUUAUUGUUUAAGUGUCUGUUUUUGCUCAGUAAAUUAGGAGAUCCUUGAAGACAAUCUGUUUCUAGCACCCAGCAUGAACCUGGUAUGGAGUAGAUGUUCAGUGAUUAUUUGUGGCAUAGAACAAGGAUGGACAGAUAGAUGGGCCAACAUGGCCUAUCGCUGUUUGUGUGCCUAUAACGCAAGUGGAGCCAUCUGUCUCCCCUGUAGCUCCACAGGACUAUGGCCUUUUCACUCCAGCAGGAAGCUGAGACCCACACCGAACUCUUCCUUUUCCCUGGGCAACUACCCACGGUCACCCCUUUUGCCGUAUCCCAUUGACAGAUCAACCUUCGUCAACCCUGUCCUCCAGGAAAGCCUCACAGCAAGUCAAGAGGAUAUCAGAAGCCAGAGCAUGCAUGAGUUUUUGUCUAAAAAAGUCCCACCCUGCCUGCAAAAUCCCCAAGAUGACUUUAAACAAAUUCAAUAUUUACGGGAACAGCCCGCUGCUCGUGUACUUCUUCCUCAACUACUCCAGGCUGCGGCCACAUGGCCAGGAUGUGCUGAUGAACAGGAGCGAAAAGACCAAACUCAUCCCUGACUCUGUCAUGACCUAUGCUGACAUCAUCUGCCAGGUCAAGAAGAACAUGGACACCCGAAGGAAGAAGCUCAGGCAGCUUUCCCAGCUGCAUGAGAGCGAGUGGACCUACUUCAACAGCUACCUAACAGAGCUGCAAGAGAACUACAUGAGGGAGGUGAAAAUUAUCAAUAAAAAAGUGGCAGAAAAAAGAAAGGCCAACAAUGUCUUCCUCUCACCCUCGAUACUGUUUGAUGAUUUGUUUGACAAGAAAUCCAGAGGAAAUCCCCACAAUGAAAUGGCGUUCCUCUCAAGGAAGAAAAUCAAAGAUGUAGAAGAGAGACAGAAGAUUCUCUCGUCCUCUUCCUCAUUCCAAAGGCCAGUGGAUAACUAUUCCCUGGGCCUAAAAAGCCCCUACAGAAUCGGGUCUAUUUCCAGCGAGGCCAUCGCCAGUAUGACCAAAGUGACACAGGAUAUGCUCUUUAGACUCUCACCGUCCAUAGAAUGAACUCACCCGAGAACAGGCUCAGACUGCAGAGGUGGUACCUGCAUAUGUUGUCGGAUGUGGUAGAAAACGGAACCAGCAAUGACAAGUGAGAGCACUACUGCAGCCAAGGGGAUCCUGAGUCUUCACAGUCCACGGGAUAAAGAAUAUUAAAGUUCACAUCUACCACAGGCCAAAGUUAGGACUGAGAGAAGAUGAUUCACCUCAUCCAUUCAGACAUUUACUAAUUCGUUCUUUCAUUCACUUAAUAAUAAUAACAUGAGACAGGGUUUCUCUGUGUAGCUUUGGCUGUCCUGGAACUCACUCUGUAGACCAGGCUGGCUUUGAAAUCACAGAGGUUCACCUGCCUCUGCCCCACAAUAAUGACACAGUUCAACACAUUCUUAUAAAAUAUAACAAGACCUUGUCUCAAAGAACAAGCAAGUGACAGGCAGUGGUGAUGCACACCUUUAGCCCCAGCACUCAGGAAACCCUGUCUCCAAAAACAAAACAAGCAAGCAGUAU
This is a messenger RNA of Cricetulus griseus (Chinese hamster), 1648 nucleotides long. Lineage: Eukaryota; Metazoa; Chordata; Mammalia; Rodentia; Cricetidae. The record is from RefSeq and is a predicted model, not a curated record.